CUUAAAAAUAGAUUACAUACUUUUUCUCCCUUCUUUUUCUUUCUCCUUUUUUAUUUUUCAUUUUUCUUUUUGUUUACAUUUUGUGUUGUCUUUUCACUUUUCACUUUUUUUUUUUUAUUUCUUUUUCCUCCAAGCAUAAAUAUAUAUAACUCCGAUAUAAUAUGCCAAAUAGUAAUACUAGUUUAAAUAAUGAAAGCGAUAUACCUGAGAGAAUAGCAGCUGCCAGAAGAGAAGCAGAAGCUUUAAAAGAACGUAUCAAACAGCGUAAAGAAGCAUUAGCUGAUACAACCUUACAAGAAAUGGCCAAAGACGUAGAACCAUUACCACGAAUAGUUAUGAAAGCAAGAAGAAACCUUAAAGGACAUUUAGCAAAGAUUUAUUCGAUGCACUGGGCUAAUGAUAAACGACAUUUAGUUUCAGCAUCACAAGAUGGUAAACUGAUUGUUUGGGAUGCUUAUUCAACUAAUAAAGUUCAUGCUAUUCCACUUCGAUCCUCUUGGGUUAUGACUUGUGCCUAUGCACCUUCAGGCAACUUUGUAGCUUGUGGUGGUUUAGACAAUAUCUGUUCUAUUUAUAAUUUACGUACUAGAGAAGGUUCUGUACGCCCUGCUCGUGAAUUAUCUGCUCAUAAUGGGUAUCUUAGUUGUUGUCGAUUUAUUAAUGACCGCCAAAUAUUAACUGCUUCAGGGGAUAUGACCUGUAUGUUGUGGGACAUUGAUGCAGGUGUCAAAACAGAAGAAUUUACAGACCAUACAGGAGAUGUGAUGAGUCUUUCGUUAAGUCCAAAUCCCAGUAUUUUUGUCACCGGUGCAUGCGAUUCAACAGCUAAAGUUUGGGAUAUUCGUACUAAGCGUUGUGUUCAAACAUUUGUAGGUCACGAAUCCGAUAUUAAUGCAGUCCAAUUUUUCCCCGAUGGAAAUUCAUUUGCAACAGGCUCUGAUGAUGCAACUUGUCGUCUUUUUGAUUUGCGUGCUGAUUGUGAGCUUAGUAUGUAUUCUCAUGAAUCUAUUUUGUGUGGUAUUACUUCUCUUGCCUUUUCACCAUCAGGACGUCUUUUAUUUGGUGGUUAUGAUGAUUAUAAUUGUAAUGUAUGGGAUACUUUGAAAGGUGAACGUGUAGGUAUUUUAUCAGCUCAUGAUAAUCGAAUUUCUUGUCUUGGUGUUGCAGGAGAUGGUAUGGCACUUUGUACUGGAAGUUGGGAUUCUACACUAAAAGUCUGGGCCUAAUAGUGUUCCUGAGCGCUUUUUCAAAAUGAAUGAAUGUACUUUUUUUUUUUUUUU
Molecule: messenger RNA, 1280 nt
Organism: Cokeromyces recurvatus
Lineage: Eukaryota; Fungi; Mucoromycota; Mucoromycetes; Mucorales; Mucoraceae
Product: guanine nucleotide-binding protein subunit beta
Exons: 3
Coding region: 162-1226 (354 amino acids)
Biological process (GO): G protein-coupled receptor signaling pathway
Cellular component (GO): heterotrimeric G-protein complex; cytoplasm
Molecular function (GO): signaling receptor complex adaptor activity; protein binding
Source: RefSeq, a predicted model, not a curated record